This is a messenger RNA of Tetrahymena thermophila SB210, 438 nucleotides long. Its product is annotated as B-cell receptor-associated-like protein. The record is from RefSeq and is a predicted model, not a curated record. The transcript has a single exon. NCBI's taxonomy places the organism in Eukaryota, Ciliophora, Oligohymenophorea, Hymenostomatida, Tetrahymenidae.
AUGAUAUUGACUAAGUUAGUAUACUUAAUAGGUAUCGCUCAAACUUUUUAUUUCUUCUUGCUUUUGCUUGUUCCUUUCAACGUUACAAUUAGAAAAAUAGUACUUUCUAUUUUAUUCCACAAUAAGUUUAGCGAUACAUUCAAAAAGAUUUCAUUCGGCUUCUUAGUAUCUGUCUUUGUUAUCUGCCUACACUCAAUGACUUAAAUCAAUGAAUUCUAAAACUUUUUGAUUCAAGAAUAGAAUAGCGACCAUUAGGAUAUCCACAAUAUUGAAUAAUAAACAAGAGUUAAUUUCAAUAAAAAUGUUAAGUACUUCUAUCUUACCUUCUAUGUCCUUACAGUCAAUCUUUGCAUAUAUGGAUAUACAUUCUAUCUUAAGAAGCUUGAUGAACUUGAAGAUAAAAUUAAAACUAUUAAGGAAGUAAAGAAAAUAUAAUGA